Pectinophora gossypiella (pink bollworm) is the source of this 931-nucleotide messenger RNA. RefSeq names its product chymotrypsin-1-like. Gene Ontology annotation, molecular function: serine-type endopeptidase activity. Gene Ontology annotation, biological process: proteolysis. The record is from RefSeq and is a predicted model, not a curated record. NCBI's taxonomy places the organism in Eukaryota, Metazoa, Arthropoda, Insecta, Lepidoptera, Gelechiidae. The transcript is spliced from 5 exons. Bases 33 to 887 code for a protein of 284 amino acids.
UUGCACUAAAUCAUUUUUAGGAAAUUAACAAAAUGGGUGUCAAAGUUGGGAUACUGCUUGUUACGCUCUUAUCUGGGAGCUUUGCGGUCCCAAACCCAACACCUCAGUCUGAAGACUCAGACUUAUUCUACCAUGUCAACGAACAUGCCCGCAUCGUGGGUGGCGUUCCAGCGGAGGUCGGUAGCGUUCCUUACAUGGUGGCGAUGUCAUCUGGUCUGCUGAUCAGGAGCUUCCUCUGUGGGGGCUCCGUGAUCAGUGCGCGCUCUGUACUCACCGCUGCUCAUUGCAUCCAGGCUGCCUUCAGCGGGGGCAGCCUUGUUAGCUCUCUCCGAGUGACAGUGGGUACGAACCGCUGGAAUACCGGCGGGUCCACAUACGCGCUCCAACGCAACGUCACACACCAGAACUAUGUCCACCAGACGAUCAAGAACGACAUCGGACUCCUUAUCACCUCUGCCGACAUUCAGUUCAACGCGGUUGUUGCCCCCGUCCAGCUGAGCUUCAGCUUCGUACCUGCCGGCGUCAUCGGCAGAGCUGCUGGUUGGGGAAGGACUAGGGUGUCAGGAGGAUCUCUUUCAGCCGUGUUGCUGGAGCUUCAGACGUUGACCAUUGACGGCCAGCGUUGCGUGGAGGAGGUGCCGAGAGUGGCUGCGGCGAUCAACAUGCGCCCCGACCCGCCGCCGGUCGAACCGCACAUCGAACUGUGUACCUUCCAUUCAGCUGGACAUGGCAUGUGCAACGGUGACUCUGGCAGCGCGCUGGUCCGUGUUGAUAACGGCCAGCAGAUCGGUAUCGUGUCGUGGGGCCUUCCCUGCGCACGCGGCGCUCCCGAUAUGUUCGUACGAGUCAGCGCGUACGAGUCCUGGCUACGGCAACACGUCGUCUAACCUGAACCAUUGACAACCAUUUUGAUAAUAAAAAGUAUCUAAAU